Zymoseptoria tritici IPO323 is the source of this 1904-nucleotide messenger RNA. It is a transcript of the gene SMF1, whose product is annotated as divalent metal ion transporter. Lineage: Eukaryota; Fungi; Ascomycota; Dothideomycetes; Mycosphaerellales; Mycosphaerellaceae. The record is from RefSeq and is a predicted model, not a curated record. Gene Ontology annotation, biological process: intracellular manganese ion homeostasis; iron ion transport. The transcript has 2 exons. Gene Ontology annotation, molecular function: cadmium ion transmembrane transporter activity; manganese ion transmembrane transporter activity. Gene Ontology annotation, cellular component: membrane. The coding region runs from base 138 to 1904 and encodes 588 amino acids.
CAUCACGGUGUUUUUACACUCGUUCUUGUUGCCCAGCUGACCGCCGCUUCGACCUUUGCUGGACCUUCCCUCACUUCGGCACCACAUCAAAGAACAACAAAUUCUGAACCAAGACUUUCACGCCACCUCACUUCAAGAUGAACUGCCCCUCACGAACCGACCCGGAGGUCCCAGACAAAUGGAACCAAAGUCCCAAUGCCCUGAGCGCCGACACGACAACCAGAAGCGACCUGGAAAACCUAGCCAGCGCCCGCCUCCAGUCGGACCACAAACUUAAGAAGCAAGAUGGCCUGAAUUGCGAAAUCGCCACCGUCAGCGGCUCCAGUGACGAAAAACGGAAGCCGGACUCUGUCCUGCCCAGCGAUGGGGCACAAGCCAUCGCCAACCCGGGUUCUGGAGAGGACAUGCUUAAAAGGACGCUCGGCUUCACAGAUGUCGAAGUGUCUCCCUCUUCAAACCCACCCCGGCUGCCACGAUGGCAGCACCCUUUUCGAGAGAUCAAGCGUGUGCUCUUGAAGUUCUCCAAGUUCAUCGGACCCGGAUUCAUGAUCGCUGUGGCUUAUAUCGACCCUGGAAAUUAUGCGACUGAUGCGGCGGCUGGAGCGUCGUACCGGUUUCGAUUGCUGUUCAUGGUUUUGCUUUCGAACGUCUUCGCUAUUUUCCUUCAGUCACUCAGCAUCAAGCUCAGCACUGUCACCGGCAUGAAUCUCGCCGAGAUGAAUAAAGCUCACUGCGCUCCAUGGCUCAAUUAUGUCCUCUGGUUCUUCGGAGAGGCGGCCGUGAUUGCUACGGACAUUGCAGAAGUUAUUGGCUUUGCGAUUGCAUUGAAUUUACUGGCUCCUAACUUGCCCAUCGUCGCCGGUUGUGCAAUCAGUAUCGUGGAUGUUAUGUUCAUAUUGCUGUUCUACCGACCUGAAGGCUCUAUGAAAGCCCUCCGUAUCUUCGAGGCGUUCGUCAUGCUGCUGGUCGUCGGAGUGGCGAUCUGCUUCUGCUACCAGCUCUCAUUGAUCGAAGGGACAACAGCCGGCGAAGUUUUCAAAGGCUACCUCCCAUCCAGCGCUUUAGUGGAAAGCAAAGGCCUCUACCAAGCCUGCGGCAUCCUCGGCGCAACAGUAAUGCCCCACUCCAUCUACCUAGGAAGCGGCCUUAACCAACCUCGCCUCCGUCAAUUCGACGAACGCCACAACAACUACCACCCCCUCGACCCGGACGACUCCUCCACCUCCCCUCCACCGCAAAAAUACCGCCCCUCCAUGUCCGCCAUUCAAUCCUGCAUGAAAUACAGCAUCAUCGAACUCGCGCUCUCCCUCUUCACUUUCGCGCUGUUCAUCAACUCCGCCAUCUUGAUCGUGUGUGGAGCGUCGCUUUACUCCGUCACUGGCGCUUCGGAUGCGGAUCUGUUUGGGAUUUAUGACUUGCUGAAUACGCAGCUUGGGCAUGCGGCGGCUACGGUAUUUGCUGUUGCGCUGUUGCUUUCUGGGUGCUCGGCUGGGAUUGUUUGCACCAUGGCUGGGCAGAUGAUUACUGAGGGACAGUUGAAGUGGAAACUCAAGCCCUGGGUCACCCGCUUCCUCACUCGAUCCAUUUCCAUCGUGCCGUCGAUUCUGGUCGCCGGUACGAUUGGCAAAAAGGGGUUGUCGGAAGCUCUGGUCGGAUCGCAAGUCGCGCUUAGUGUCAUCUUGCCAUUCGUCACGGCACCGUUGAUCUAUUACACUUGCCGGAACAAGUACAUGACUGUGUUUCCGUCGGAAUUUGGGAAUGAUGGAACGCAGAGGGUGGGUGUUGGCGAGGGGGUCAAGAUGAGAAAUGGAUGGAUCGUUGCGGCGCUGGGAGUGGCGAUCUGGGGGAUCAUUGUGGUCAUGAAUGUAGCUAAUAUCGUGUUGACGGGUCUUGGGGUCAACUAA